Messenger RNA from Ophidiomyces ophidiicola, 1764 nucleotides. RefSeq lists its product as uncharacterized. Bases 1 to 1764 code for a protein of 587 amino acids. The record is from RefSeq and is a predicted model, not a curated record. NCBI's taxonomy places the organism in Eukaryota, Fungi, Ascomycota, Eurotiomycetes, Onygenales, Onygenaceae. The transcript has 4 exons.
AUGCUUCCGCCGUUCGAUUAUUUCCAACACUGCCGAGCUCGCGACCUGAAGCAGAAACAACGAGCUCAGCGAUUUGCCAGUUUGCCUGCUGCAUACCACGCUGCGUUUACAGCUUUCGAUAGAUCAAUCAUCGCCGCUCCCAUUGAAGACCUCGUUGAGGAUGUGCAGAAGGGCACAGUAUCGGCACGUGCCGUCCUGCAGACGUACGGCAAGGUUGCUGUCAGAGCGCAAGAGAAAACGAACUGUAUAACCGAGCUCCUUAUACCAGAAGCAGAGAAAUGGGCAGAAAAUGAAAUCAACCUGAAGGGCCCUCUCGCUGGCAUUCCUGUUUCGCUCAAGGACAGCGUCCACGUUAAGGGAUUUGAUACUUCAGUAGGUUAUACAAAAAACACAGACCAACCACUUGCGGAGGAUGGACCAAUGGUCAAACUAUUGAAAGAUGCUGGUGCCGUUCCGUACGCAAAGACAGCAUUACCGAUUACCCUGUUAUCCUUCGAAUCAACCAAUCCUCUGUGGGGUGUUUGUCGAAAUCCGCAUAGCCCCGGAUACUCGCCAGGUGGUUCUAGUGGUGGUGAAGGUGCCCUUCUUGCCAUGGGUGGCCGCAUUGGCAUUGGCUCUGAUGUCGCUGGGUCUGUUCGCGUUCCGGCCGGGUGGAGUGGGACCUACUCCCUUCGAUGUAGUACAGGUCGUUGGCCUAAGGCGGGAGUAAAUACCAGCAUGGCUGGGCAGGAAGGUGUGCCCAGCGUGUUCAGCCCAAUGGCUCGCACGUUGAACGACCUGACGUACUUCACCCGCGCUAUUAUUCAGAUGAAACCCUGGGAAUACGAAACCACCGUGCAUCCAAUCAGCUGGAGAGAUGAAGAGAAGGAAGAUGCGAGAACGAAAAAGCUUAGGAUUGGUGUCAUGAAAUCCGAUGGAGUUGUUCCACCCGCACCUGCCAUUGCUCGGGCUAUUGACUCUACCCGAGCAGCUCUUACUGCUGCUGGCCACACUCUCGUUGAUAUCAAGCCACCUUCCACCGCCACCCCAUUGAUCGGGCUUAACCUUGCAUCCCUGCUUCUCAACUCUGAUGGCUGCCAAACCUAUAAUUCCCACAUGCGGACUGGUGAAACUACUGAUCCCGGUGCUGAACAUCUUACUACAUAUGCCAACCUAUGGAGUCCAUUCCGCUACCUUUAUUACCUCUACGUCCGCUAUAUUAAGCGUGAUAAAGUUUGGGCCUAUCUCCUUAAGGACUUCCGCCUGAAGACAUCGACUGAACUAUGGAAGCUUGUCGCGCAACGUGAAGCCUUCCGUGCGACAUGGCAUGCUUGGUGGAAUGCCAAAGAACAGAACUACGACUUUAUUCUCUGCCCUGUGAAUGCUACCCCUGCUCUUCCCCACGGUGCUAUGCGUGAUGGUUUUAGUUCGUGUGGUUACACUUUCCUUUGGAACUUGCUCGACUACUCUGCUGGUGUUAUUCCGGUUGACCAUGUCGAUAGAGUCCAGGACAAGCUUAUGGCGCCUAAUGGAACCCCAGCCAAGAAGAAUACAUACAAGAGCUGCCUCAAGGAGUUGGGCGCAGAUAACGCUGUGUCUAGGGGAGCUUGGAAAUACUAUGAUGCUAACGCUAUGCAUGGAUUACCUACUGCGGUACAGAUCGUUGGGCGAAGAUGGCAUGAGGAGAGAGUGCUGGGCUACAUGGAAGCCGUAGAGAAGGCAUUAGAGCAGUUCAAAGGUCCAAGUGGGGGAGGUAAGUAUCAACUUCUUGAACUCGAGGGUUGA